Messenger RNA from Closterium sp. NIES-65, 1566 nucleotides. Lineage: Eukaryota; Viridiplantae; Streptophyta; Zygnematophyceae; Desmidiales; Closteriaceae. The record is from the annotation of a GenBank genome assembly.
AUGGACGUGGACCUGGACGUAGACGUGGACGUGGACGUGGACAUGGUCGUGGACGAUGACGUGGACAUGGUCGUGGACGUGGACGUGGACCUGGUCGUGGACGUUGACGUGAACGUGGACGUGGACGUGGACGUGGACGUGAACCUGGUCGUGGACGUGGACGUGGACGUGGUCGUGGACGUGGACGUGGACGUGGUCGUGGACGUGGACGUGGACGUGGACGUGGAGGUGGAGGUGGACAUGGACGUGGACGUGGACGUGGACGUGGACGUGGACGUGGACGUGAACGUGGACGUGGUCGUGGACGUGGACGUGGACGUGGACGUGGACGUGGACGUGGACGUGGACAUGGACGUGGAGGUGGACGUGGAGGUGGACGUGGAGGUGGACGUGGAGGUGGACGUGGAGGUGGACAUGGAGGUGGACGUGGACGUGGAGGUGGAGGUGGACGUGGACGUGGAGGUGGAGGUGGACGUGGACGUGGACGUGGACGUGGACGUGGACGUGGACAUGGUCGUGGACGUGGACGUGGACGUCGACGUGGACGUGGACGUGGACCUGGUCGUGGACGUGGACGUGGACGUCGACGUGGACGUGGUCGUGGACGUGGACGUGGACGUGGACGUGGACUUGGACGUGGACCUGGUCGUGGACGUGGACGUGGACAUGGUCGUGGACGUGGACGUGGACGUGGACGUGGACAUGGUCGUGGACGUGGACGUGGACGUGGACGUGGACCUGGUCGUGGAUGUCGACGUGGACGUCGACGUGGACGUGGACAUGGUGGACAUGGUCGUGGACGUGGACGUGGACGUGGACAUGGACGUGGAGGUGGACAUGGUCGUGGACGUGGACGUGGACGUGGAUGCGGACGUGGACGUGGACGUGGAGGCGGACGUGGACGUGGACGCGGAGGCGGACGUGGACGUGGACGUGGAGGCGGACGUGGACGUGGAGGUGGAGGUGGACGUGGACGUGGAGGUGGACGUGGACAUAGACGUGGAGGUGGACGUGGAGGUGGACGUGGAGGUGGACGUGGACGCGAACGCGGACGUGGACGUGGACGUGGACGUGGACGUGGACGUGGACAUGGACGUGGACGUUGACGUGGACGUGGACGUGGUCGUGGACGUGGACGUGGACGUGGACGUUGACGUGGACGUGGACGUGGACCUGGUCGUGGACGUGGACGUGGACGUGGACGUGGACGUGGACGUGGACAUGGUCGUGGACGUGGACGUGGACGUGGACGUGGACGUGGACAUGGUCGUGGACGUGGACAUGGACGUGGACGUGGACGUGGACGUGGACGUGGACCUGGACAUGGACGUGGACAUGGUCGUGGACAUGGACGUGGACGUGGACGUGGACGUGGACGUGGACGUGGACGUGGAGGUGGACGUGGAGAUGGACGUGGAGGUGGACGUGGAGGUGGAGGUAGACGUGGACGUGGACGUGGAGGUGGACGUGGACGUGGCAUGGACGUGGACGUGGACAUGGACGUGGACGUGGACGUGCACGUGGACGUGGACGUGGAAGUGGACAUGGACGUGGACAUGGACGUAG